Spodoptera frugiperda (fall armyworm) is the source of this 1236-nucleotide messenger RNA. Its product is annotated as odorant receptor 85f-like. Lineage: Eukaryota; Metazoa; Arthropoda; Insecta; Lepidoptera; Noctuidae. The record is from RefSeq and is a predicted model, not a curated record. The transcript has 5 exons. Gene Ontology annotation, biological process: sensory perception of smell; detection of chemical stimulus involved in sensory perception of smell. Gene Ontology annotation, molecular function: odorant binding; olfactory receptor activity. The coding region runs from base 1 to 1236 and encodes 411 amino acids. Gene Ontology annotation, cellular component: plasma membrane.
AUGGAGUACGAAUACAAAUCUUAUGACGAUUUAAAGCAAGACUUCUUGGCUGAAAUGGACUUCAUCGGUAAAAUUGGUAUCAAAAUGUUCAUUUAUCCUUUCAUUGGUCGAUCCAGAAUGAUUACAUACUGUUUCUAUAUCACCUACGGUCUCUUGUUCCUCACAUCAGCUCAACUAAUCGUCAGUCUCUGCAUUAUUUGUGUAAAGAACUUUGAUUGGUUUGAGAUCAUCAACGUCGCCCCUAACAUCGGAGUUUGCCUUAUGAUCCUAAUCAAGUACAAGAAAAUCAAUGACAACAAAGAGAUUUACGAUGAAAUCUUUAAACAUUUCCGAUUCGACUUAUGGGAAGCAGUUUUUGAUACCGAAAAACACAAGAAGAUUCUGAAUCGGUACACGCAGACUACAAGGUUGAUCGUGCGAUUUGAAUUCUAUUACACUAUUGGUCUUGCUAUAAUAGUCGUUUUAUUUCCAAGGAUCAUUAUGAUAUACCAGAAUGAUAUUCUUGGGAAGGAGAAACAGUACUUAUAUCCAUUCGAGGGCUGGUAUCCUUUUGACAAGAUCGAAUGGUACAACGCUGCGUACAUAUGGGAGAGUUUUAUGACCACAGUUGUUAUCUUCAUUUACUUCUUUGUCAAUAUGCUUCAUGUUUCUUUUACUCGAUACAUUUGCCUGGAAUUGAAAAUCCUUGGCAGUACCAUGGAAGACCUUAUUAAUCAUGAUGAUGUUGUCAAAAUUAAGAAAGGCCGAGAACUUGCUAGAGUUCAUAAGAAUAUUAGCAACAAAUUAAAAUUUAUCAUCAGUAAGCAUCAGUUUUUGGCUAGAAUUACGUCUGAUUUAGAUAAAGUACUGGGUGAUGGAAUGUUUCUAACAUAUAUGUUUGGAUCUGUAUUCAUCUGUUUAACGGCAUUUACGGCUACAGUUGUAGAUGACCUGUACAAAUCUAUGCGAUACUUUUCUUUCUUCUGUUCUCUGCUUUUGGAAGUAUUCUUCCAAUGUAUUAUAGGACAACUUCUUAUUGAUCAUAGUGACAAACUGGAGAAAGCAAUAUAUUUUGCUGACUGGGUGUAUGCUGAUAAUGCGACGAAGAAAAUGUUGUUAAUUUUCUUGAUACGUUCUCAAAAACCUUUUGAAUUCAGCGCCAAAGGGUACUUGACUAUGAAUCUGGAUACUUUCAGUGGGAUCUGCAGCCUGUCCUACCAGUUUUUCAAUUUACUACGCACUGCAUAUUCAGAAUAA